UUUACCAAAAACCAACAAAAAGGGAAAAAAGAAAAGAAAAUACAGUUCGUAUAGCGAGUAGCUGUCUGUCACUUUCGUGGACGACAGUCAUUUAACAGAGGUGUAAACGACUUCAAAAAGUCUGCUUAACUCUUAAAACAAUCUUGCCAUGUGAGAGAAGCCACCACUCAGGCACUCACCAGCACCGCGUUCUUUAGUCUUUCUCUGUUUCAUCACUGCGGUUGUAGAUCUUGAACACCAACUGAUCUAGAAAUCGCCACAAUCAUUACAACAAGAAAUGGAUUUUGGAUUCGGAUCUGUAUCUAAGUACACCACUAUUGCCAUUGUACUAGUGAUCUUGCUUUCUUGGAGCAACUUUACUUCCACAGAAGCAUAUGAUCCACUUGACCCAAAUGGAAAUAUCACAAUUAAAUGGGAUAUCAUGAAUUGGACUCCUGAUGGCUAUGUUGCUGUUGUUACAAUGUACAACUUCCAGCAAUAUAGACACAUUCAAGCACCAGGCUGGUCACUGGGAUGGACAUGGGCAAAGAAAGAGGUUAUUUGGGCCAUGAUUGGAGGUCAAACUACAGAGCAAGGUGAUUGUUCAAGAUUCAAGGGGAAUAUUCCACAUUGCUGUAAGAAGGACCCGACGGUUGUGGACUUAUUGCCGGGAACUCCUUACAACCUGCAGAUUGCAAAUUGCUGCAAGGGAGGAGUAAUUAACUCAUGGGUGCAGGAUCCGGCAACUGCAGCAAGCUCAUUCCAGGUCAGUGUUGGUCAAGCAGGAACCACCAACAAAACUGUAAGGGUGCCUAAGAACUUCACCCUGAAAGCUCCAGGGCCUGGCUAUACUUGUGGACCUGCAAAAGUUGGUAAAUCUACUAAAUUUUAUGCCCAAGACGGAAGGAGGGUAACCCAAGCGAUGAUGACAUGGAAUGUUACUUGCACAUAUUCACAAUUCCUAGCUCAGAAAACUCCCACUUGCUGUGUGUCUCUCUCAUCUUUCUAUAAUGACACGAUUGUUCCCUGCCCAACAUGUACCUGUGGUUGCCAGAACAACAGUACUCAGCCAGGGAGCUGUGUAGACCCAAAAUCACCAUAUCUAGCAUCGGUUGUUUCAAGCCCCAGCAAGAAUAACUAUGCACCUCUGGUCCAAUGCACAAGUCACAUGUGCCCAAUCCGAAUUCACUGGCAUGUGAAACUAAAUUACAAGGAAUAUUGGCGGGUGAAGGUCACAAUAACAAACUUCAAUUACAGGAUGAACUACACGCAGUGGAACUUAGUUAUCCAACACCCCAACUUUGACAAUCUGACGCAAUUAUUCAGCUUUAUGUACAAACCAUUAACUCCUUAUGCUGCUAUAAAUGAUACUGCUAUGCUAUGGGGUGUUAAGUUCUACAAUGACUUGCUCAUGCAAGCUGGUCCUUUGGGGAAUGUUCAGUCAGAGCUACUUUUCCAGAAGGAUACAUCGACUUUCACUUUUGAGAAGGGUUGGGCUUUUCCUCGAAGGAUCUAUUUCAAUGGUGAUAAUUGUGUCAUGCCCCCUCCUGAUGCCUAUCCAUUCUUGCCAAAUACUAGUUCUCGGCAAAAGAUCUCCUUGCUAAGGCUAAUGAUGGCUCUGUUGUUGUCUCUGGCAUUCUUUGUUGCAUGCGUUUAAAAUCUCUGUGGUAUAGGUGCAAAUUAUCUCCCAACACCUUCGGGAACCCAGUUGAAGAUUUCAUUUGUUGGGUGCAUAUCAUUUAAAGCACACAUCAGUUUCAGCUUUAUGCAACGGUGAGUGAAUUCCCUGCCAUUUGUUACUUGUACUGUCGUAUCACUUGUUCACUAUUGUACUAAAUUAUAUUGUUUGUAGAUUUUUCAAGUCCAUAGUGUACCUGAAUUGUAAUGAAAAUAAAAAACCAAUCCAGAGAUGACUUAUAGCUGAUUUACAAUUUGGAUUAUUUAUUUGUGUUCUACAGUCUAAUUGCAUUUUCUAUUAGAGC
This is a messenger RNA of Ilex paraguariensis (yerba mate), 1961 nucleotides long. Lineage: Eukaryota; Viridiplantae; Streptophyta; Magnoliopsida; Aquifoliales; Aquifoliaceae. The record is from the annotation of a GenBank genome assembly.